AUGCUGCCCUGGUCCCAGUGGUUUUGCUCGAUAGCGAGCCCCGAGUUAGUGGAGCCCACUAGGUCCCAUCCCAAUAAGAACCUGGGCUGUAACCACACAUCGCCUGCGAACAGCGAUUCGCCUUCCCCUCUCAACCACUCGCCGCGGUCGCCGUCAUCGACACCCCAGACGGCCACGCCUUCUUCGACCGUCUCCGGCUUUCUCGGCAUUCCAGGGUAUACCCGCCCGCAUUCGAUUACUUUUGGGCGCAUCGGCCGGAAGUCUUUAACGAGCGCUCCCGCUCGCGCUGACGUCGGUGACGACUACGUUGAACAUCCUCGCACAACUGGUCGCACCACUAACGGCGCAAAAGCUGUUUAUCUCGACAACGACGUUAGCGACCGAGAUCACAACAUCGAUAUUGGCACCGGACCCGCCAACAUGACAACCGGUCCAGAUUUUGGUUCGGCCUCGAGCCGGACCCGCCAGGACUCAUUCGUGAGCGCUGGUGCGAAACCCAUUUCCAUGGCCAACCCGAACCGUGAACAUGCAAACCGUGUACGUCGCGAAAGCCUGGCGGGUAGCUUGAUGGGCGGUAUGAGUUGGGGAGGUAUUUCUGUCGGCAGUUUCAUUAGGGAGGACAUGAUGAUGACAGGAACCUCGCCCUACAUCAACAACCAGUCUUCAUCGUUUCAAUCUUCUUCGUACAUCCCGAGGUUGGAGGCUAGCUUCAUGCGCGAUUUCACAUGCUGUGACCAGAAGUGGCCUACCUUGCACGAUCUUCUGCAGCACUAUGAGGAACACCACCAUCCCACGAAUACGCCAGCUGUCGCAAGAGAUGCCUUUGGUACGAAUCAAGCCAAUUCCCGCGCUACGAGCCGCGCAGGGUCCGUCGCCCCGACCGUCGGCAGGCCACAGCAGGCUUCCCAAGCUGCUCACGGAUUCCCGCAACAGCAGCGGCAGGGCGCCACGGGCAUGGGCGUUGGAGGUAUUGGGCAGAUGAUGCGGCAGCAACACCAAGUGGGAGCGUCCGCCCAAAAAGUCAACCCCCUCUCGCACAUGGCCGACGAAAUGGAUGCGGUCGGGGACAUGGAGAUGGACGACGCAGUUGGACCGAUGGAUAUGGACGACAAUACCCGCACGAUUCAAGCAACCCGCGAGUUGUUUGGCCAAUCGCAGCGGCCUCAACUACAUCUGAAUAGCUCUGGGCUUCCCCACCAAGCUUUGCGUACUUCCCAGCCUCCGACGCCGGCUGCCGUUAGUUUCGGGUUCCAGAACAAUCCGACCGUUUCGUCUGUCAACACCCCCACUUUGACAACACAACAAGGGGUACCGCAACGCGGCCAACAGUUCGACCAGGAUGGGGAGGGUGAGGAGGACGACGAUAUGUCCGGGAUGCCUAUGAAGCUUAACCUAGGGAACUUGAACAUGGGCGCGUCUCAGCUGGGGGGGCUGGCAUUUGGUGCCUUGGGCACGAUUGACGAUCCGGCUAAGCGCCUCUUCAGUCCCGGUGGGACCAACACCCAAAUGAGCAGCCAACAACGAGCUCUCGAUCAACAACUGCAGCUUCAGCAACAGUUGCAACAACAAUUGCAAGCCAUGAACCUCGACCUCAGCCAGUUCCCUGCCGGCACCGACCCAGCGCUCGUCCUGCAGCAGAUGACCGCUAUGAUGAUCCCCCCUGCUGAAGAGCAUAAACCUUUCCGUUGUCCCGUCAUUGGCUGCGAAAAGGCUUACAAGAACCAGAAUGGAUUGAAGUACCACAAAACUCACGGCCAUUCGACCCAACAACUGCACGAAAACGGCGAUGGUACGUUCUCCAUCGUCAACCCGGAGACCAGUGCCCCCUAUCCGGGAACCUUGGGAAUGGAAAAGGAGAAGCCUUUCAAAUGCGAAGUCUGCGGCAAACGCUACAAGAACUUGAACGGUCUCAAAUACCACAAACAACAUUCUCCUAUGUGCGACCCCGAUGUCAGAGCUCACCACCAAACCAUACUGUCAUCGAUGAUGCAGAAUCCUGCAGGUUUCCUCGCUCUCCAACAACAACAAGGACUACCCAACAUCAAUGAAGACGCGAUGCUCUAA
Messenger RNA from Dichotomopilus funicola, 2064 nucleotides. RefSeq lists its product as uncharacterized. The coding region runs from base 1 to 2064 and encodes 687 amino acids. NCBI's taxonomy places the organism in Eukaryota, Fungi, Ascomycota, Sordariomycetes, Sordariales, Chaetomiaceae. The record is from RefSeq and is a predicted model, not a curated record. The transcript has 4 exons. Gene Ontology annotation, cellular component: nucleus.